Messenger RNA from Punica granatum (pomegranate), 480 nucleotides. NCBI's taxonomy places the organism in Eukaryota, Viridiplantae, Streptophyta, Magnoliopsida, Myrtales, Lythraceae. The record is from RefSeq and is a predicted model, not a curated record.
AUGGCGGAACUGCUCGCCCUGCUUAGAGGACCAAACCGUGCAUCCUCGAGCUCCAUGCCUCCACCGGGACAAGGGCCAACAGUCGACCCGACUCCUUGGGUUCCACCGACUCAAGCCCCGGAGAACAUGGAUGUGCCCGCGCCACCAACACUGCAUACGUCCAUGGCUCACCCUUUCACCAGCCCAUAUCCGCCACCACCGACCCCCACGGCCGUCCCUCUUCCACCGGCGACAGUCCUGUCCUCGGAGCAGGCCCUGUCCGCACCUCCUCCUAUCUCUAUACCGGUCCCAGCCGCAGCCUAUACAGCGCCUCCACCGAUGGUCUUCCCGGCAUCAAGUGCACCUGCUCUGACUCACCCUCAAGCUGCGGAACUUCCUCCGUACCCGUCUCUACAACCCCAUGUCAGCCUCUCUUACCAGGCACCGCCCCCUAUAAACACCACCUUCCUCGAACCAGGCACGUCGACUCGUGCGGCCUAG